UAACAGUCUCUUUCACUCUCAAACUACCACCACCAUGCGCCUGCUUUCGCUCUUUCCUCUGGCACUCGCGACCGCGGCGUACGCCUCCAACGUCUUGGAUCUUAUUCCGGAUAAUUUCGACAACGUCAUCGGGAAAGGAAAGCCUGGUCUCGUUGAGUUCUUCGCACCAUGGUGCGGCCAUUGCAAGAACCUCGCGCCCACAUACGAGCAGCUCGCAGAUGCCUACUCGCAUGCUAAAGAUAAGGUCGUCAUCGCCAAAGUGGACGCCGACGGUGCCGGCAGGCCUCUUGGGCAGAAAUACGGUGUGACUGGGUACCCCACGCUGAAGUGGUUUGACGCGGACGGCACGGCCACGCCGUAUGAGGGUGGUCGUGACCUCGAUGCCCUCACUUCAUUCAUUUCCUCUAAGACGAACGUCAAAUCCAACAUCAAGCCGCCUCCCCCACCCUCGACGCUCAUCCUCGACACUCAUACCUUCGACGAUGUUGCAUUGAAUGCCGAUAAAGAUGUCAUUGUCACCUUCACAGCUCCAUGGUGCGGCCAUUGCAAGAAUUUGAAGCCUAUCUAUGAGCAUGUUGCCGAGGACUUCCUCUCUGAGUCCAACUGCAUCGUGGCCAAUGUUGAUGCCGAUGCUGAAGCCAACCGCCCCCUUGCGCUCAAGUAUGGCAUCCAAUCUUUCCCCACGAUCAAGUUCUUCCCAAAGGGCAGCGGCGAGCCUGAGGACUACACCGGCGAGCGCACCGAGCAGGCCUUUGUCGACUUUUUGAACGAGAAGUGCGGCACUCAGCGUGCUGUCGGCGGAGGGCUGAACGAGAAGGCCGGCCGUUGGCCAGAGCUGGAUUCUCUGGCGAGCAAAUUCCUUGUGUCGACCGGCGAGGCGCGUGAUGCAGUGUUCAAGGAAGCAUCUCUACUGUCUGGGUCCGUUGGUCCCUCGGCAAAGCACUACCUCCGCGUAAUGGAGAAAGUUGUCAAUGGAACUGAGGACUACAUCACCAAGGAAUCCAGGCGGCUUUCAUCGAUCCUCAGCAAGCGCACGUUGUCUGCCGCUAAGCUUGACGAGAUCAAGAUCAAGGCGAACGUUCUUUCCGCGUUUAAAGCUGAGAAUGUCGAAGCGAAGAUCGAGCGCGCGACUGAGGAGCUCUGAGUUGUGGUCGUCGUAUAGCCCUCACAGCCUCACUCGUUGUAAGGUUCUUAUGCUGUGGCAUUAAAUAUAUAAUUCAUAUGAUCUCCUUGAGAGCGG
This is a messenger RNA of Heterobasidion irregulare TC 32-1, 1240 nucleotides long. RefSeq names its product thioredoxin protein disulfide isomerase. Bases 35 to 1144 code for a protein of 369 amino acids. The record is from RefSeq and is a predicted model, not a curated record. Gene Ontology annotation, biological process: protein folding. The transcript is spliced from 12 exons. Lineage: Eukaryota; Fungi; Basidiomycota; Agaricomycetes; Russulales; Bondarzewiaceae. Gene Ontology annotation, molecular function: protein disulfide isomerase activity. Gene Ontology annotation, cellular component: endoplasmic reticulum.